This is a messenger RNA of Labeo rohita (rohu), 1146 nucleotides long. Its product is annotated as V-set and immunoglobulin domain-containing protein 2-like. The record is from RefSeq and is a predicted model, not a curated record. The transcript has 7 exons. Bases 114 to 1007 code for a protein of 297 amino acids. NCBI's taxonomy places the organism in Eukaryota, Metazoa, Chordata, Actinopteri, Cypriniformes, Cyprinidae.
GCCAGUUAUAAGCUGUUCCUUAUCUCAGCACAAGGACAACAAAAUAUUAAAAGCAUGGCGUACGGUCACAUUGUCUUCACAACUGCAUUUUGUUCCUGUACUUUGAUGUAGUGAUGUCAUGGCAGGCAGUUGUGGUAAAGCCCUCAGUGUUUGUCCGGUCGGGGUCAUCGGCUGAGCUGACCUGCACAUAUAAUACACACUCCUCAGAAGGUUUCACCCUGGAGUGGCGUUACGCAGCUCUGGGAACUCCUGCCGUCCAAGCCAAGAGGGUGCUGUACUACAAUGGGAGGCUUUACUGGGUGAACUCUUGGGAGGGAAGGAUGGCUCUAGUGCAGAACCCUCCAGUGUUGGGCAUCGCUUCUAUCAGGAUAACGAAUGCAGAAUUAUCUGAUGCUGGACUGUAUAUAUGUGAAGUCACCAACCCGAAUGACUGGUCCAGCAGCGGACACGGUCUGAUCAACCUCACUGUACUGGUUCCUCCAUCUGUGCCAGUGUGUCAGCUGCAGGGAAACACCUACAAGGGGAAUGAUGUGACUCUGAGUUGUCAUUCCUCUCAGGGUCUCCCCACACCAAUAUAUUCUUGGCACAGAGAGCAGAACGCAGCCCCUCUGCCACCAGACAGUUUUGUUGAAGAUCAGCACACUGGUUCUCUUAUGUUACACAACCUGUCUGAUGCCUUCGCUGGUACCUACACAUGUAAAGCGUCUAAUGAACUCGGUCAGGCAGCGUGCAGCAUAACCCUCAAAGUGACCUAUGGAGGAACCGCAGCUGUGAUUGGCGGAGUGUUGAUGGGAAUCUUCCUCGUUCUGCUGUUGAUUGGGGUUACGUUCAUCUAUGUCACCUGGAACAGGAAGAAGCAUCUCCAAAAUACAUAUGCAAAUGAGCUUAGUCAGGUGAAAAACAAUUCAGGCCCUCAUCAGCAGAGCGGAGGGAACCUACUACCUAUUCAGUUGGGUACUGAAGACCAACCAGACUUGAAAGUGUCUCACUUUAGUCCAGUCAUUUAGCCUUUUCAGAUGCUUCUUUUGCAUCUGCUUGUUUAAUUUCUGAGCCUACAAUAAAUAUACACUUUUUAACAUACCUAGACGUGUACCUCUGUACUUCAUUCUGUACUACUGUAAUGAUGGAUUAAAGAUGUUGAGACCU